Molecule: messenger RNA, 309 nt
Organism: Neltuma alba
Lineage: Eukaryota; Viridiplantae; Streptophyta; Magnoliopsida; Fabales; Fabaceae
Product: auxin-induced protein 15A-like
Exons: 2
Biological process (GO): response to auxin
Source: RefSeq, a predicted model, not a curated record
AUGGGUUUUCGUUUACCUGGAAUCAGAAGGUCUUCUUCAAAAUCAAGUGAAGUACCAAAGGGAUACCUUGCGGUCUAUGUGGGAGAGGAAAUGAAGAGGUUUUUGAUCCCGAUAUCUUACUUGAAUCAACCUUCAUUUCAAGAAUUGUUAAGCCAAGUUGAGGAAGAGUUUGGAUAUGAUCAUCCAAUGGGCGCCCUCACUAUUCCUUGCACAGAAGACAUCUUCCUCAAUGUCACUUCUUCAUUCCGCAGGUUAGCAUCCAUUGAAGGAAGAAGUACUUCUAGGAAGAAAUCUUCCGUGCAAGGAAUA